AUGCUCCGUCAGAUUCAAGCUCAAAGCACCACCAAUAACAGCAGCCAACAAUCUCAAGCUCAAACUACCAGUCACUUCCAAGAGAUAGGUACCAAUCAGAAUCAUCAUGACCGCCAUCAACAAGGAAAGAUUACAACACAAGCUUCAACAGACACCAUGGAUGUUACUAAUAUGAUUGAUUACAACACCAUCCAUUUGUUCACUAUGUCUUCAAAUCUCAUUGAUCCAAAAGGUUGUAUCAAAUUCGGUAACUAUACCAUUGCUGGUGUUAUAAAAUUCUUGGUUGAACUAAAUACUUUUUGUUUUGGAGAGUCCACUAAAUCGUUUGACACUCUAUCCAAACCACAAACACAAACUUUGUUGUUGAAGUUUAAGCAAAAUGUCAUCUUUACAGAACUGCAUUCAAGUCAUGAUGAUUUACAAAGCUCUGAUAAUUUCAUUUUCAAUAAAGCUGGUGUUUACUUUCCAUUCCGUUAUUGGUUUCAAAGAAGAAAGGUGUUGAAUAAUCAUUCAUUAGAAAUUCUGGUUCCAAUGAGAUUUAUGCUGGGAUAUUAUUACUUGGUGUUUAUCAUCCCGUUUACGUACUACUGGGAAUCAUUCCCGGUAGUGACGCUGGGAUUGCUGUUUUUCAUAUGUUCACUUUGUUCAUGA
Molecule: messenger RNA, 651 nt
Organism: Hansenula anomala
Lineage: Eukaryota; Fungi; Ascomycota; Saccharomycetes; Phaffomycetales; Wickerhamomycetaceae
Exons: 1
Coding region: 1-651 (216 amino acids)
Source: RefSeq, a predicted model, not a curated record